Messenger RNA from Pyrus x bretschneideri (Chinese white pear), 2761 nucleotides. Its product is annotated as G-type lectin S-receptor-like serine/threonine-protein kinase At5g24080. Gene Ontology annotation, biological process: protein phosphorylation; recognition of pollen. Gene Ontology annotation, molecular function: protein serine/threonine kinase activity; ATP binding. Lineage: Eukaryota; Viridiplantae; Streptophyta; Magnoliopsida; Rosales; Rosaceae. The record is from RefSeq and is a predicted model, not a curated record.
AAAGUCAACAGACUUCCGUCAAAGCAAAAAUGUCAGUCAAACCCGCCGUGGCCAAGCCGCCAUUAAUACACCACCAAUCAAACUCAACAGCCAAUCAAACUCACCACAACCAUGUCUACCUUCCUCCUCUCCAUCCUCUUCGCCUUCAUCCUCUCAAACCCGCCACCCUCCUCCGGCCAACAACUCUCCUCCUUCUCCUCCAAAGACUCCCCAUGGACUCCAUCCCAGAAGAACAAGACCCUCCUCUCCCCAAACUCCCUCUUCGCCGCCGGCUUCCUAAGCCUACCAAAUUCCUCCAACCUCUUCAACUUCUCAGUCUGGUACCACAACAUCUCCGCCCCCAACUCCGUCGUCUGGACCGCCAACCCAAAAUCCCCAUUAUCCCCCUCCGCAACCCUCGUUAUCACGGCAGCCGGCGUCCUCCGUCUCACUAACUCUUCCGCCGCCGCUGGCGGUGGCAACUUGUGGCCAGGACCUUCUUCUUCGAACCCAAAUACCACCAGACUCCUCCUCCGCAACGACGGAAACUUAAUUUACGGCAAAUGGGAGAGCUUCGCCUUCCCCACUGACACCGUGUUGCCGAACCAGAGCAUGACCGGAGCUAAUUUCACCCUCCUCUCCAAGAACGGCAAGUUCAGCGUCGUCAACGCGAGUAGUUUAGUCUUCAACGACACUGACGUCUAUCAGAGUCUCAGCCACGCUUUCGAGUCUCUGGACUCCGACGGCAAAGUGAUGCAGGCAAACGGCGAGUCGUUUAUCGCCUCCGAUUUCGGCCUCAAUCGAUCUCGAAGACUGACGAUCGACAACGACGGGAAUUUCAGAAUUUACAGCUUCGACCCCAGUCUGCGGCAAUGGAACAUCGUCUGGCAAGCCGGGUACGAAUUGUGCCAAGUCCACGGCACGUGCGGGCCGAACGCCAUCUGUGUCAGCGACGGUUCGAGCUCCUCUUACUGCGUGUGCCCGCCGGGAUUUAGAGAAUCCGCCGGCGGAAUCAAAGACGGAGGGUGCGAAAGGAAAAUUAAGCUCACGAAUUUGGGGAACACCAGAUUUGAGCGGCUUGAUUACGUGAAUUUCACGGGCGGGUCGAACCAGACCAAUUGGCCCGCCACCAAUUUCAGCGUCUGCGAAUCGAGAUGCCUGGCGAGAAACGAUUGCCUCGGAUUCAUGUUCAAAUACGACGGCAAAGGCUACUGCGUGCUCCAGCUCGAGAGAUUGUUAUACGGGUACUGGUCGCCCGGAUCCGAAACCGCUAUGUUUCUCCGGAUCGACAAAUCGGAGACUGACAGGUCGAAUUUUACAGGGAUGACGGAGCUGCUGGAGACGACGUGUCCCGUUCAGAUAAGCCUCCCGCUUCCGCCGGAGGAUUCGAACGCGACGACAAGGAACAUUGUGAUUAUAUGCACCCUUUUCGCGGCGGAGCUGAUUUCCGGCGUGCUUUUCUUCUGGGCAUUUAUAAAGAAGUACAUCAAGUACAGAGACAUGGCUCGGACUCUGGGUCUCGAGUUCCUCCCCGCCGGGGGCCCAAAGCGGUUCUCGUACGCUGAACUUAAAGCCGCCACCAAAGACUUCUCGAACCUCAUCGGCAAAGGCGGGUUUGGAGACGUUUACAAAGGCGAAUUAACCGAUCAGCGCGUCGUGGCGGUUAAGUGUUUGAAGCAUGUCACCGGCGGUGACGCGGAGUUCUGGGCGGAGGUAACGAUUAUUGCCCGGAUGCACCACCUCAAUUUGGUCAGACUUUGGGGCUUUUGCGCGGAAAAGGGUCAACGGAUCUUAGUCUAUGAGUACGUCCCAAAUGGAUCCCUCGACAAGUACCUCUUCCAACCGGGUCGGGUUACGCCGUCAGACUCGGCGGACGAAACGGAUAUUCUGAUCGAUGACGAGCGGAAACCGAUACUCGAUUGGGGGAUCCGAUACCGAAUUGCGUUGGGUGUUGCGAGAUCGAUCGCGUACCUCCACGAGGAGUGUUUGGAGUGGGUUUUGCACUGCGACAUCAAGCCGGAGAACAUUCUCUUGGGCGACGAUUUCUGCCCCAAGAUAUCGGAUUUCGGGCUGGCGAAGCUGAAGAAAAAGGAGGACAUGGUGACUAUAUCUCGGAUGCACGGGACCCGCGGGUACAUGGCGCCGGAGUGGAUCAAGGCGGACCAGAUCACGCCCAAGGCUGACGUGUACAGCUUCGGGAUGGUGCUGUUGGAACUGGUGAGUGGGGUCCGCAACACCGAGAUCCAAGGGUCGAGGAUCGAGAGCGACGACUGGUACUUUCCGAGAUGGGCGUUCGAUAAGGUGUUUAAGGAGAUGAACGUGGAGGAUAUUCUGGACCGUCGGAUCAAGAACUCGUACGAUAGCAGGGUGCAUUUCGAUGCGGUGAAUCGGAUGGUGCAGACGGCGAUGUGGUGCUUGCAGGAUCGGCCGGAGAUGCGGCCGUCGAUGGGGAAGGUGGCGAAGAUGUUGGAGGGGACGGUGGAUAUCACGGAGCCCAAAAAGCCCACCAUAUUUUUCCUCAGCGACGACUAGUCUCUGGAGUUGAAUAAUGUCGUUGUUGCCGGCGGCCCCUCGUUGGCGCCAUUUUUGUAUUUUGCUUCAAGUUGUUGUAUUUAAUAAUUUAUUUUCCUUGUAUAUUAUUGUAUUAUACUCAUUGGGCCCGCUUUGAUUUAGUUCCCAAACCCACAAUAGAUUGGGCCUUUGGAAUCUAGAAAUUAAAGAGUCCAAGAUCCGAUAACGUUUGUGACUCACAUUGUUAAAUAUUAGAAGGGGAUUGACGAGA